AUGUUCUUCACUCGCCACUCUGCUGCAGUCGUAGCACUUGCCUUUCAAGUCUCGGCGAAUCCAAUACCAGAAGCAUCGAACAACAUCACAUCGAGGCAGAAUCCAAUCUGGAGAGUCGAUUUCUGGACAGGCGACGCUUGCUCUGGAGCGAACACCGGUUCCUACAGCGGUCCUUCCAGCGAGCCGCCUAUUGAUUUUCAGAAUUGCGAGCCGAUCCCGGACAUUGGCGUCUCACAGGCAGUGACAUAUUACGGAGAUCUUGAUUAUGAAUUCCGUAUCCACGCGGAGGACACUUGCGGGGAUAUAACGGAGUUCUAUAUUGGCAAUCAAGACAGCCCUCUCUGUAUUCCUCUGACGGAAGUGCCCGGAGCUAUUGCGUGGAGUGUGCAAGUCGAGGCUUGA
Molecule: messenger RNA, 402 nt
Organism: Cercospora beticola
Lineage: Eukaryota; Fungi; Ascomycota; Dothideomycetes; Mycosphaerellales; Mycosphaerellaceae
Source: RefSeq, a predicted model, not a curated record